Pristis pectinata (smalltooth sawfish) is the source of this 2269-nucleotide messenger RNA. RefSeq names its product methyltransferase like 25 (gene mettl25). The transcript is spliced from 12 exons. Lineage: Eukaryota; Metazoa; Chordata; Chondrichthyes; Rhinopristiformes; Pristidae. The coding region runs from base 200 to 1999 and encodes 599 amino acids. The record is from RefSeq and is a predicted model, not a curated record.
CCGAGGGGCACCCGAAGCGAAGCGCCGUCCCGGCAACGCCGGACGUGCUGAUGUGAAGUGCGUUCGCCGUCCGGGGUCUUAGUUGCACCUCAGCGGAACAUUCUGCCACCUCCGUGAGACCACCCUGCCCGGCUUUGGGCCUUUCGUCCCUCGGUUGUUGGAAUCUGGGCCCGCAGGAGCCCCCGAGUCUUCACUCGCAAUGUCGUUCUCCCGUGAUGUGGCCUUGGACUUGGUGAAGAGCAAAAUCAAACUUCUCACCGACUUCCUGGACGUUUACAUCAAGAUAGCAAACGUGCACACGGUUGAUUUUUAUACCAAAGACAUUUGGAAUGAGUUUGUGGCUGUGCCACCCGAAACCGUCAUCUCGAGUGUCUUCUGUCAGCAGGGAGGAAGCACAAGGGAAGGAAAAGGUGACUCAGUAUGGGACCAGUCCCAAAAACUUAACAAUGUGGCUGCCUAUAUGGGAAUUACUCGGGAUCACUCUUUGCCAAACCUUGGAGUUUGCACACCACUGGACGACCUGCAGCAGGAACUGUGGGGAGAUAAACAAAAAGAAAUGUUUCUGAAAACCAGCACAUUUAUGAAUACAAAGAAGUCCCAUGAGGUUGAGGUGAUGUCUGAAAUUGUUGCAUGUUUUGCCAAGUAUUGCAAUAUCCAACAGGUGAUUGAUAUAGGAUCAGGAAAGGGCUAUUUGAGUUCCUACUUGUCCAUGCAAUAUGGGCUAAAUGUAUAUGGCAUUGAUUCAUCCACCACCAACACCAUCGGGGCAAAUGAGAGGAACAGAAAAUUAGAAAGAUACUGGAAAGUUUAUCAGCGUCAAACAAAGCCUCUGACCCAAGACUCUAAACCAGAACAUCCAAAAGAAAAGCAAAUGAAUAAUGUUGAAAAUUUUACUGAAAUCAGGGAACAGGUUGGCCAUAUUGGGGAACAGGAGCGUAUUACUGAACCUCAUUCUGGGCAUGUACAAUCACUUGUACAGACUCCUGUUUCUACUACUUCUGUAGACUCAGAGAUACAUGAGAAAAGCAAUGUAGAAACAUCUGUAGAGAUUGUCGGAUCAGAUGAAUUUUAUGGCUCUGAGAAUAUUUUUCUGGAACUUCUUUCAACUGAUGCUGUGGAAGUGAGUUCACAAGUGAGGCAAAGGAAAUGUCUGGAUGAAAAAGAGAAAGAGAGACGGAAAACUACAAGCUUGGAGGCUAAAGCAAAGCGAAUAAAAGAGGCCAAUCUGUAUUCUCCAAUAACACUGCAUGUUACUUCCACAACAGAACUACAUGACAUCACUUCUGACAUAAAGGAUUCAGUGAUUGUUGGUCUGCAUACCUGUGGUGACCUUGCUUCAAAUACUUUGCGCAUCUUCAUUACGAAACCAGAGCUCAAAGCUGUUUGCAGUGUGGGCUGCUGCUACCACUUGCUCUCAGAAGAGUUUGAAUUAUCGGAUCACAGCCAAGAAUGCUGUCAAGGACAAUGGGGGUUUCCUAUGAGCCAGUACUUGAGAAGCAGUGCCUGGCAUUGUGGACGGAACGCCAGAAUGUCUGCAUGUCUGCCAUUUGAAAGAGUGACAUUUGGCCAUGGGCUUCCAUUAGAAUCCUUAUUUUAUCGUGCAGUUUUACAAGUCAUUAUCAAAGAGCACUUUGGAAAUGGAAAGACAUCCGACGCAGUACAACAAACAAAAGUCAAACAUGUUGGCAAGAUCUAUUUUAAGUCUUCAUCCUUUGUGGAAUACACAAGAAAGGCAACUGAAAAGCUGGGAAUGGAUAGCUCAAAGAUGUCAGACAGUUUAAUACAAGGUUAUUAUGACAGAUACAUGCCCCGAAUGAAAGAGUUGGAAGCAUUUAACCUGCUGAAGGUAGCCUUAGCCCCUUGCAUAGAGGGUUUAAUACUUUUGGAUCGGCUUUGCUACCUCAAGGAACAGGAAAAUGUAGCAUGGUCAGCACUAGUCCAGCUCUUUGAUCCCGUAAAGUCCCCGAGAUGUUAUGCAGUAAUUGGUGUGAAGAAGUAGUACUUUUCCAUUUUUUUUUACUGUAUUAUUGAUAUCGAUUGAUUCUGUGCUUUUUCAUUUUUCUAUUCCUGUACAAUUUGAAUUCAUGCUUUUAAGAGUCCCAAGGUUACUAGUUUUACCUAAUGUUCUUUAGACUGCUGAUUAAACUUUUCCUUUCACUGGUACAUUUAUGACAAUUUAAUAAACAGAAUGGGAAAGUCAUUAUAUCAUGUGACAUUUCUUAGCAAGACUUCCACAAACAAAAGAGCAAAGGUAUUGAAAAAUAAAUAA